AUGGAUGUAAGAGCUCAGCGACCAGAAGCCGGUAUCCUCUUUCAGGAAAACAGCGCCCAAUUGUUCAAGGAUAGAGAAAGUCUCGGCACCGCCGAUGUGUUUAUAACCGAAGACGAUAUUCGCUUCGUGGGCGAAAAUAUCGGAAUUCUGCUUCAAUACAAUGCCGUUUCCGUACAUGCAAUAACCCGGGAUGAAUCUUCCUUUCCGAAUUGCCCCGCUGUGUUCUUACUCGUGAACGAACAGAGCAUUAACGAAGUGGAUGAGCCAGCUGUAUGUGAAUAUCACAUCGUCCCAAACCAGGCAAACCUGGAAGAAUUUUAUGAUGCUCUUUGCGAAGGACAAACUCUCAAUCCUGACAAGGAAGAUGGAAGUGAAGGUGAUGAGGAAGAGCCUAUCGACUUGAGAAACUUUACUUGGGCAGACGGUUACGGACCAGAUUUUUUGACAGGCGCAUCUGGAGCUGACUUAGGUCCAAGUGGCGACCAAGCGCCAUCAGCGACAGAGUUUGAUCGUUUAAGGAUAGGAAAUAUACCUGUCUACGACCCGAAUGGAGUCAUGAACGGAAAUCAAAAUGGGGAUGAAGACAUGGAAGAAGACGGUCGAUACGACGAUCCAGAAGAAUAA
Messenger RNA from Oikopleura dioica, 624 nucleotides. The record is from the annotation of a GenBank genome assembly. Lineage: Eukaryota; Metazoa; Chordata; Appendicularia; Copelata; Oikopleuridae.